UCCGAGACAGAGCGUUUUGCUUUGCUUUGCUGGCAUGGUCUGAAAUCAUCAUACAACGUUGGUAAUUUCCAUCUCUGUCUCGCAUCAUCGUUUCCUUCACGGGUCUACCCGUCGCCUAUUCAUUACCUUAGCUUUUGCAGUAUUGGAGCCUCAGCCACCUGCAUCAUAUCUUCUAAACCACUUCUGUUUGCCGUUUCUCCUGAAGAUGGCAUUUUAUUAUCGAUUGUUUGCUUUGCAAGUGCAUAGAGCUUUUCCAGACCGCUCACUCAACCUCACAUGUGAGCCUGCCCAGGGAGUCUGGUCCAAGCGUAUGCUACCUACUCAGGUCUUGAUUAGGAUCGUAUAUUGCAGGCUGAAAUAUAGAGCAUGUAGCAUGAUCCGACUCGUGUCAUCAGGUACGAUUGGUGGUUAGCAAAUGACUCCAUUCACCGUCGUACCACAUCCUCCAGGGCAUUAUCUCAAUAUUUCCCGCAUCUGUGACUCCCAGGGUUUCCCUAGCUUUCUGAUCGAACAAGUUUGGUGAAGUUUCUAAUGCUAUCCCACCUACCCGACAAUAGUGCACAAAAUGUUUUUAUGCUUUUCCAUGAGAUCGCUUCUUUGGUGAUAUUGUUCUUUCAUUCGUGAUAUGUAAACAUGGCUUGUUUCUGGUAGUCUUUCGCGCCUUUCUUUCACAGCCCGGGUAUCGUGAUUAGCUACAUCCGAAUCAUCACCUCUAUUCUCUCAUCGAGAUUUGCAUCCUCGACUUUUCGAUCCCACAACACCGUAUCCCAUUAUUUUUAGUCGGGCCCGUCCUUAAAUUGGCUUGAUCUUGAAGUGCAGAGCGAUCAAGCUGAAAACUAGAGCCUUGAGAUCCUGAACAAGGUAGUAGAACACUCGCAGACCUUCUGGGUCAGCAGACUCUGUGACAUCCACCAGGGAUCCAAUCUUGGCGGUCUACUGUGCUGUCAGUAGUGUUCCGAAAUAUGGUGCCUCAAUGACCGACCUCGAACGCGAUAUGAUCGUUACCAAUCCGAAUCUCCAAUUCCUGGCGUCCGUCUUUGUUCUUCUGAGGCCAUUUCGAAUCAUCUUCUCUACAUUGUGUUAGCGAUGUUCAGGCAGGGCCGCUGGAUAUUCGAUUCGCCGUACUUGGUGAUCUCGCUCGUCUUGAUAAUGCGCUUGAUUUCGUCGACAACUACUGAGCUGACACACACUAUGGCUUGUCAGAAUCACUGAUUCCGCGGAGUUGGUGGCAUUCCUUACUCUCUUUUCGGAUCAAACUAUCGUUUCGGUAGUUGGAGUUGUUGGCAUAUCGGGCUACCGCGCUGCGACCAUCGCCGACGACUCGGAAAUCGAAUUCUAAGCGCGCAACACGUUAGGAUGACUUUAGAACAGUAAAUAGACGCCGUGCGAAUAUUCGUACCCAGGAAUUCGUGACCGAAACGACCCAUAUGGCCAGAGCUGUUUGAGGGAACGUCAUUAGCAUCGUUUCGCGACAAUGAAUUGACGGGGAAGCUAGAAGAAGCCAUGGAAAUAGACUUACUAAUAUCGCAAGUAGAAUGGUUCGUUUGAGGACGUCAUUUUUGCGGCUGUGGGAAGGCGGCAAGACCGGCUGGUAGUAUUACUCAAGUCAAGAUUUAUCAACUAUCACACACACUUGAGAUCGCAAGGCUGAGAAAGAAUCGCGGGACCUGACCUGGUGGUUGAGGAUGGAUAGGUGCACGGACCAUAUUCGGCGGGGCAGAACAGCUUUACGACAGCGACACCUCAGGUGUAAGACCUUCACCGUCUGUAGCCAACUACCUACCUAAACGACGCGGCUUUGGAAGUACAUCAGCUGUCAACCUAAAGCUCGACUACCUAUCCACGAGACAAUGAAGCUACACCAGAUAUAGGGGCGGUCUUCUUCGAUUUAGUUGAGUCAUAGCUCAUAGUUCAGAAGCAUCUUAUGGUUUCCUUUUUAAAAGUAACCCUCUCAAUGCUCAGUCAACGGAUACAAAAUCAACAUUGAAUGGGUAGCCUCAAAGUAUCAACCUACCCCUUGUUAAAUCACGUGAUAGCGUCCCUCACAUCAAGUCGCUUAGUGCCACCUGUUCGACAUGGCUGGCAGGACAGAUCUUCUUGAAGUUGAUGCCGUCCAGAGCUGGUCCAGAUUACCACAGGGGAUUCUGGUAAAAGCUGUUAGCGAUUGCACACCAGAUACGAUCCAGCGAAUGGCCAAGGCGGAUUCUGCUACUCAUCCCAAUAGUUAAAGCUCUACAGCAGCUCGAACCCCUGAGCUGAGCCCCCCACCGCCGAAGUCGAUACCACCUUUACCUCUAAUCCACCUCCAAACGUCCCCCUAAGAGCCACGUCCCAUCUCCAACAAACACUCCCACCAAUUUUCUCGGCCAGCAACUGGCGACACUCUUCAAGAUGUCUGGCUUUCUUGAGAAUGCGUACAGUCUCGUUCACCAGGACAAUGCGGCCGACGUCCCCACCGUUUCCGAUCUGCGCAUGCAGCUGGAGAAGGGUACCGACGAGACCAAGGUCGAGACUAUGAAGCGCAUCUUGACCAUCAUGCUCAAUGGCGAUCCUAUGCCCAGUCUUCUAAUGCACAUCAUCCGUUUCGUCAUGCCUUCAAAGUAUAAGCCUCUCAAGAAGCUUCUUUACUUCUACUACGAAAUCUGCCCCAAGCUUGACAGCAGCGGCAAGCUCAAGCAGGAGAUGAUUCUAGUUUGUAACGGUAUCCGAAACGACCUUCAACAUCCCAACGAAUACAUUCGAGGAAACACCCUGCGCUUCCUUUGCAAGUUGAGGGAAGCUGAGCUUAUUGAGCCUCUCCUCUCUUCAGCACGAUCUUGUCUCGAACACCGACAUGCCUACGUCCGAAAGAACGCCGUUUUUGCCAUCGCCUCCAUUUUCUUGCACUCGCCCUCCCUAAUUCCAGAUGCCUCCGAACUUAUUUCGACUUUCCUCGAGGGAGAGAGUGACGGUGUUUGCCGAAGGAAUGGGUUUGCCGCUCUUGUUAGCAUUGAUCACGAUGCUGCCCUCGUUUACCUGAGUUCCGUUUUUGAAGGCAUUCCCAAUGCAGAGGAGCUUCUUCAGCUUGUCGAGCUCGAGUUUAUUCGCAAGGAUGCGGUUCAGAACUCCCAGAACAAGGCACGAUAUCUGCGAUUGAUCUUCGACCUGCUAGAAGCUGGCGCUUCAACUGUCGUAUACGAAGCUGCCUCGUCUCUUACCGCUUUAACCAACAACCCUGUUGCAGUCAAGGCUGCCGCCGCCAAGUUCAUUGAGCUGAGCAUCAAGGAAGCCGAUAACAAUGUCAAGCUGAUCGUUCUUGACCGAGUUGAUCAAUUGCGCAAGAAGAAUGAGGGUGUCCUUGAUGACCUUACCAUGGAGAUUCUCCGAGUUCUGUCCAGUACCGAUAUCGACGUCCGACGAAAGGCUCUUGGUCUUGCCCUUGAGAUGGUAUCCAGCAAGAAUGUCGAAGAGGUUGUCCUCUUGCUCAAGAAGGAACUUUCCAAGACAGUCGACCAAGAAUACGAGAAGAACACCGAGUACCGAUCUCUCCUCAUCCACUCUAUUCACCAAUGCGCUAUCAAGUUUUCUGAGGUCGCAGCGAGCGUCGUGGAGCUCCUUAUGGAUUUUAUUGCCGACUUCAACAACGCUUCCGCUGUCGAUGUUAUCAACUUUGUCAAGGAAGUUGUCGAAAAGUUCCCCAACCUGCGUACUACCAUCAUUGAGCGUCUUGUCUCCACCCUGGGUGAGGUCCGAGCUGGCAAGGUGUACCGUGGCAUCAUGUGGAUCAUUGGUGAGUACUCUCUUGAAGAGAAGGACAUUCGAGAGGCUUGGAAGAGGAUAAGAGCUAGUCUUGGCGAGAUGCCCAUUCUCGCAUCGGAGCAACGGCUAUUGGAUUCUCACGAUACCGAGGAACAGGCCGAUGAUCACAUUAACGGAGCAUCAAAGCCUGCCGCACCAUCUGGCUCGCGCAAGGUACUGGCUGAUGGCACAUAUGCUACCGAGACUGCUCUUACCAGCCAGUCUUCAGCAGCUGCCAAAUUAGAGGCUGUCAAGACUGCUCAGAAGCCUCCUCUGCGCCAGCUCAUUCUCGACGGAGACUACUAUCUGGCCACCGUUUUGUCAUCCACUCUCGUCAAGCUUGUGAUGCGACACCAUGAGAUUUCCUCGGACAAUGCUCGAACUAACGCCCUCCGAGCUGAAGCCAUGCUGAUUAUGAUUUCUAUUAUCCGAGUUGGACAAUCUCAAUUUGUCAAGGCUCCUAUCGAUGAGGACUCUGUUGACCGAAUCAUGUCAUGUGUACGCUCAUUGGCUGAGUUUGAGCAGAAGAAGGAGCUUGAGACCGUUUGGUUGGAUGAUACCCGCAAGGCCUUCCGAGCCAUGGUCCAAGUGGAGGAGAAGAAGCGAGCCGCCAAGGAGGCAUUCGAGAAGGCCAAGACUGCUGUGCAGGUUGACGAUGUUGUCCAAAUUCGACAACUAGCCAAGAAGAACACCACUGAAGGCCUCGAUGAGAUGGAGGUGGAUCUGGAGAGGGCGACUGGUGGUGAGGGCACCGCUGAAGACCUGUCUUCUAAGCUUAGCCGUGUGGUUCAGUUAACCGGGUUCUCGGACCCCGUGUAUGCUGAAGCAUAUGUCAAGGUUCACCAGUUCGAUAUUGUUCUCGAUGUCCUUCUUGUCAACCAGACGACAGAGACACUUCAAAACCUCUCAGUCGAGUUCGCCACGCUUGGAGACCUCAAGGUUGUCGAGCGACCUACCACACAGAACCUGGGCCCACAUGACUUCCACAACGUGCAAUGCACAAUCAAGGUCUCAUCAACAGACACUGGUGUCAUCUUUGGCAACGUUGUGUAUGACGGUGCCCACUCUACUGAUACCAAUGUCGUUAUUCUUAACGACCUACACGUCGAUAUCAUGGACUACAUCCAACCCGCCACUUGCACAGAGACUCAAUUCCGCACUAUGUGGACUGAAUUCGAGUGGGAGAACAAGGUCAACAUUAACUCCAAGGCCAAGUCGCUACGUGACUUCCUGGACCAGCUUAUGGCCUGCACAAAUAUGAACUGCCUAACACCAGAGGCCAGUCUCAAGGGUGACUGCCAAUUCUUGAGUGCCAACCUUUACGCGAGGAGCGUGUUUGGCGAGGAUGCUCUCGCUAACCUGAGCAUUGAGAAGGAGGGCGAGGAUGGACCCAUCACUGGUUUCGUCAGAAUAAGAAGUCGAUCACAAGGCUUGGCACUGAGCUUGGGCUCUUUGAAGGGACUUAACAAGAUCGGGUCGACGGCCUAGGUCAGCUGAUAUAUGUACAAACACCUGGAUCUAGUUAUACGAGAAGGGUUGUCUCAACAUUGCAAGAUUCAUGACGAUGGUUGGAGCGGAGUCAGGGUCGGAGCAUGUUAAUGGGUGUUUUCCCACCAAAAGGCUGUGCGAUGGGUCCCUGGUAGAGUUCAUUGUAAGCAGGUUUAGGUAGACGUUGAUUACAAAGGCACAUGGUUUCAUACAGGGUCACAGUCAGAGCCAGUGGCUAUCACCAAGUGUGGUUGUAUCGCUCGGCUUUCUCGUUCAGAACAGGGGAACAGUGAUAUUAGCGAGGGCCAUGCCAAACUUUUGUUGGGUGCCCUGUCGGGUGCCUUAUUGGGCCUAUAUACAUGUGUAUAGUAAGAACAACGGCUGUUAAUAGUAUCCAAAAUCAAUCUCGACACAAGGGGAUGUGAGAGGAAUAUAAGUGGUGGGGAAAUCAUCGCUAGACCAGCAG
Messenger RNA from Fusarium verticillioides 7600, 5731 nucleotides. RefSeq lists its product as hypothetical. Gene Ontology annotation, molecular function: structural molecule activity. The transcript is spliced from 4 exons. Gene Ontology annotation, cellular component: cytoplasm; COPI vesicle coat. Bases 2392 to 5265 code for a protein of 957 amino acids. The record is from RefSeq and is a predicted model, not a curated record. NCBI's taxonomy places the organism in Eukaryota, Fungi, Ascomycota, Sordariomycetes, Hypocreales, Nectriaceae. Gene Ontology annotation, biological process: intracellular protein transport; intra-Golgi vesicle-mediated transport; endoplasmic reticulum to Golgi vesicle-mediated transport.